This is a messenger RNA of Morone saxatilis (striped sea-bass), 2086 nucleotides long. RefSeq names its product TGF-beta receptor type-2-like. Bases 182 to 1810 code for a protein of 542 amino acids. Gene Ontology annotation, cellular component: signaling receptor complex; plasma membrane. Gene Ontology annotation, molecular function: activin receptor activity; type I transforming growth factor beta receptor binding; ATP binding. The transcript is spliced from 7 exons. Gene Ontology annotation, biological process: protein phosphorylation; cellular response to growth factor stimulus; transforming growth factor beta receptor signaling pathway. NCBI's taxonomy places the organism in Eukaryota, Metazoa, Chordata, Actinopteri, Moronidae. The record is from RefSeq and is a predicted model, not a curated record.
CACAUACUGUGAGUCAUAUAGGGCAAGUCCUGCCUGGUGUGUUUACUCUGCUUCUCCUACCCGGAGCUGUGAAGACUUACAGCCGGACCGGAUAGAAGUCCGCGGAGUCUGGAUAUUAACCCGUUGUCAAGGCUCUUCGCUAAAUUAAUGAGAAAGAGAGGAGUGUAUAGUCCGUUUCUAAAUGGAGCUACUUCGGUUUUCCGCUUUUUGGUGUGGAGCGAUACUCUUUGGUAGUAUUCUGCUCGUGGAGGCGGAAGCCAGUAUAAUGAAGCUAAAAAGGCUGUGCAAGUUCUGUGACGUGCAAGCAACGAGCUGCGCAGGUAAAGGGAGAUGCAAGGUGGACUGUGACAUCACGUCCAUCUGUCCCGAUAAACAAGAUGUGUGUGUCAGUAUCUGGAGGAAGAAAGAUGACAACAUCACCUUUGAUACAGUCUGCCACAACCCAGCUCAGAGGCUCUAUGGCUUGGUCCUGGAGGAUUACAACAACAGCAAGUGCGAGAUGAAAGAAAUAAAGGGCAUGGGCUCACAAUUCUUCAUCUGUUCCUGCUCUGAGGAUGAGUGCAAUGAGCAUAUCUUCUUUAGCUCCAACAUGGAUUCCCAGGUGGUGGCGGUCAUCUUAGUGAGCCUGGUGCCUCUGCUCGUUGUGGCUGUUGUCGUCAUCACUUCCUUCUACUGUUACCGGGUCUACCGCCAGCGGCAAGCCACCUCCAAGCGCAGGAGGGGUCCUCCGCUGGACUUCAGUGACGGUCGCGCCAUCAUGAUAGACGACGAAGGUUCAGACAGUAGCUCCACACACGCCAACAACCUCAACCACAACACCGAGCUGCUGCCCAUUGAACUGGAUGUGCAGGUUGGAAAAGGACGCUUCGCAGAAGUUUACAAAGCCAAGCUUAAGCAGGGCUCCUCAGUCAGCGAGGAGCAGGGCUUUGAGACAGUGGCUGUUAAGAUUUUCCAGUAUGAGGAGUACGCCUCCUGGAAGAGUGAGAAAGAAAUUUUCUCAGACGCAGACUUGAGACAUGACAAUGUGCUUCACUUCCUGACAGCAGAGGAAAGGAAGGUGCAGAGACAGUACUGGCUGAUCACAGCCUACCAUCCAAGAGGAAACCUCCAGGAGUACUUGAUUCACCAUAUUAUCAACUGGCACGACCUGUGGAUGCUGGGAGGCUCGCUAGCGUGUGGCGUGGCGCACCUCCACAGUGACCACACUACUUGCGGUCGCUACAAGGUGCCCAUCGCACACAGGGACAUUAAGAGCUCCAACAUACUUGUGAAAAGCGACCUGACCUGCUGCCUGUGUGACUUUGGCCUCGCCCUCCGCCUGGACAACAGUCUGUCUGUGGAUGAGCUGGCCAACAGUGGGCAGGUGGGAACAGCCAGGUACAUGGCCCCAGAGGUCUUGGAGUCCAGAAUCAACCUAGAAAACAUCGAGUCCUUCAAACAGGCUGAUGUGUAUUCAAUGGCUCUUGUACUGUGGGAGAUCAUCUCCAGGUGUAACGCAAUUGGAGAUGUGAAAGAGUACGAGCCACCCUUUGGGAACCUGAGGGAACAUCCAUGUGUCGAGAGUAUGAAGGACAGCGUCCUCCGAGACAGAGGAAGACCCGAGAUCCCCGACAGCUGGCUCAACCACACAGGCAUCCAGAUGGUGUGCGCCGCCAUAGACGAUUGCUGGGACCACGACCCCGAGGCCCGUCUGACAGCCCAGUGUGUUGCCGAGCGAUUCUACGACAUGGAGUACCUGGACAAGCUGUCAGAUCGCUCUGACUCAGAGGAGAAGAUCCCUGAAGAAAUCUUUGUGGUGGAUGAGAAGUAGAGCGCAACAGAAACACUGCCCCCUACCAGAGUGGCAGAGGAAGUACAACCAAGCAGCUGGGAGAGAACAAUAUUCCAGUGGAUGCAUCGUUUGCAAUGGGUUCGUCAGAAAUGUUUGACGGAGGAGCAAACUGGAAAAUCAUGUAGAGGAAACAGAACUGAUACCAGAGAUGGACUUCCAUAAACAGAUCAGGACCAACUUUAAUAUAAACAGCAGUGACUGACUUGAUUUGUUUUCUCCUACAUGCUUCACAGACUGGAUCAAGUCGUACAUAAA